Messenger RNA from Chara braunii, 1521 nucleotides. The record is from the annotation of a GenBank genome assembly. Lineage: Eukaryota; Viridiplantae; Streptophyta; Charophyceae; Charales; Characeae.
CCGAGGUUAGAUCUUUCUUAGGGAUGACUGGCUACUACCGCAACUUCGUCAAGAACUAUAGUAAGGUGGCGGCCCUUUUGGCUGAUCUAACACGCCUUGACACACCAUGGGAAUGGACAGACGAAUGUGAGGGAACCUUCAAAUGUUUGAAGGAUGCUCUCUGCAUCAUGAGAUUCUCAUGCUUCCUAACCCUGAUAAGCCAUUCAUCGUGACCACUGACGCAAGCCAAUAUGGCAUUGGCGCAGUGCUGGCCCAACAUGAAGGGAAGAAGUUGAGGAUGAUCGAGUACAUGAGUAAGAACAUGCCAACUAAGAAGUUGGUGAAGUCCACCUAUGAGAGGGAACUCUACGCCCUUUACAAGGCUAUUGUCACCUGGAGGCACUAUAUGUUGGGAAGGUUCUUCUACUUGAGAACUGACCAUCCGACCCUCAAAUGGAUCAAGACGCAGCCUGUUUUCUCUGAUGCACUCGAACGCUGGAUUGAAGUCAUCGAUCAGUAUGACUUCAAGCUAGACUACAUGAAUGGAGAGUACAACGAGGUUGUUGAUGCGCUGUCGCGGAAGGCAGACUACCUAGGUGGGCUAAUUACUGAGUUUGGCUUAUCUGACGACGUAACUCCAACAUUGGUGGAGGCCUACAAGGAAGAUCCCAUCAUGACCAACAUCAUAUGCAGAGUAGAGGCCCAAGACAAGGCCGCAUCGGACGAGUUUGUGAUGGUGGAUGGGUUACUCUUUCUUGGCAAGGCAAGGUUUAAAAGAUUGUGGGCGGUCUAAAUGCUAGAUGACGCAAAGAAGUAUGUUGAGACCUAUCAGGUCUGUCAGCGGGACAAGCCGCGAACUCAAGCACCGCUUGGGCUAUUGAAGCCUUUACCCAUUCCUGAUGGUCCAGGAUUGAGUGUUUUCAUGGAUUUCAUGGACACCCUUGUGACCAGCAAGAGUGGUAAGAGGCACAUUUUCGUCAUCAUUGAUAGAUUCACCAAGUACGCUAGACUAAUACCAAUGCCAGAGACAGCCCAGACGGAGUAUGUCAUCAAGUUGUUCAAGGACAACUGGGCAAGGGACUUUGGUUUACUGAAGACCAUCAUUAGUGACCGAGACGUCCGCUUCACAAGUGAACUGUGGAAGAAGACUGCAGAACAGAUGGGCAGUCAACUUCAAAUGACUUCAGGGAAUCAUCCCGAAGCCAACGGACAAGCCGAACAAAUGAACAGAGUGGUACAACACUUGCUGCGRCAUUACAUCAAGCCCAACCAAGAUGAUUGGGAUGAGCAGUUGCCUCUCAUCGCCAACUUGUACAACAAUGCUAUUCAUAGUAGUACCGGCGUUAGUCCUAACCAGUUGCACUUGGGAUGGAAGCCUAGAUCAGCACUAGAUUUUCUCCUACCUGAAAACUGACCUGCUGCAACUCCAGGCACACUUGAAUACGGUGUGCAAUAUGAGAAGUUGCUGGGCGAGGCUGUUGAACAUAUGAAGAAAACUCAGCAAGCCAUGAUUGCUUCCGAGAAUCAACAUCGCAGACAGUC